Messenger RNA from Lachancea sp. 'fantastica', 1761 nucleotides. The record is from the annotation of a GenBank genome assembly. Lineage: Eukaryota; Fungi; Ascomycota; Saccharomycetes; Saccharomycetales; Saccharomycetaceae.
AUGAGUUCAAUCAGGGAACAACGAGUUAUCGUUAACACAGCUCCUCCAUACGUGGCUCUUAAGACCAACAGUGAGCUCCCCACUGUUUUAACGGUGGCCACUUCGGACUCUAGCGGUGGAGCAGGGAUCGAAGCUGAUCUAAAGACAUUUACGGCGCACAAAUGCUACGGAUUGACAUGUUUGGCAGCAUUGACUGCACAGACCCCAAAAAACGUUUUUUCGAUACACGAGGUGCCCAGGGAGCAUUUCGAGCUGGCUCUCACCAGUAACCUGAGAGACAUGCGUGUAGACGCGAUCAAAACAGGAAUGUUGACGAAAAACUCCGUGGAAGUACUAUUGGAAGUGCUUUCAGCAAUGGAACCCAGCAAAAGGCCCUUUCUGGUCGUGGAUCCGGUCUUGAUAGCUUCAUCGGGAGCAAGUUUGGUAAAGGACGAGUCUGUAGUGCAGCGGAUCAAGCUUCUGGCUCCAUUGGCUUCACUUUUGACGCCCAACGUUCACGAAGCAUCCCAACUUUUGGGCUGCAGCGAAGAAGAACUGCAGCUUCGUAGCGUAAAAGACAUGAUUUCGAAGGCAAAGGAACUUCAAGAAAAGACUGGCUGUCCUAACAUUCUGUUGAAGGGAGGCCAUGUUCCCUGGACAGACAAAGACAACAAGUGUAUUGUAACUGACGUUCUUUACAAAGCCAACGACGAGUGUAUCGUCUACGAAAGUGAAAGAUGUGAGUCUAAAAACACACAUGGCACGGGCUGCACACUUGCGUCUGCCAUCGCCAGCAAUUUGGCGCGCGGAGAAACAUUGGAGCAUGCCGUUUACGGAGGUAUUCAGUACGUUCACAACGCCAUUCAAGUGGGUUGCCACGUUUCCAAUCCACACAUAACGGAAAAUGGUCCCAUCAACCAUGUUUAUGCUAUCAAAGCGCCAUUGCUCGAGAUGGUUGACGACUUGUGCUAUUCAGCACACGCAUUAGCUAUCAGUACAGACGACAAAUUUGCGACAAAACAGGACCCCAGCGCUCGCUCUGAUGACUGCAGUAGACGGAGCAGCAGCACUAGCAGCCUCGUUUCACAGAUUCGAGACUCAGGCCAUUUCUUCGAGUACCUGAUUUCUGACUCACGCGUCAAGCCUCAUUGGGAGUCUUACGUGAACCAUGAGUUUGUAAAACGAGUUGCCAAUGGCACGUUGGAGCGGGAGAAAUUCAAGUUUUUCUUGGAACAGGAUUACGCAUAUCUCGACAACUACGCCCAGGUGCAUUGUUUGGCCGCCAGCAAAGCACCAACUGCGGAAGAUUUUGACAAAUCGGUCGAUAUUGUGUCAAAGAUCAAGACUGAGAUGAACAAACAUCGCGAGAAAAUGAUGGCUCAUUUCGACAUUGACGACAUGAAGCACUUCGACCAGAUUCAAAUGGGAUCCGCGUUACGCAACUACGCGCGCUUUUUCGAUGACGUCUCCAAACACGGUUCGUGGGCCCAUUUGUGCGCUGCGCUGUCGCCGUGUCUGAUGGGAUACGGACAUGCUCUACGCAACGUCAAGGACGAAGUUACGGUGGACAAAAAUGACAUUUACUACGCUUGGUGCCAGGACUAUCUUGCGCCGUGGUACGUGGAGGGUAUGGAAGAGGGUCUUAUUUUGCUCGAUCGAAUCUGCCAGAUGACCGACGACUGGGAUAUCUUGUGCGAAAUAUACGCUGCCGUGUGCAAGCUCGAGACCGAGUUUUGGGAUGCUGCGUUAAACUUCAAAGACACGCCAGCCGAGCAGAAUUGA